Molecule: messenger RNA, 1719 nt
Organism: Penicillium brasilianum
Lineage: Eukaryota; Fungi; Ascomycota; Eurotiomycetes; Eurotiales; Aspergillaceae
Source: the annotation of a GenBank genome assembly
AUGGGUAUUCCAGGAUUGAUCAACGCCAUAGGUGCAGGAGAGCGUGUGUCCUUGGCCAAGGUAGCCGGAUUGCAUCUUGAACGAACUGCGCGGCCCAUCCGAAUCGCCGUUGAUAUCUCCAUUUGGCUUUUCCAGGUUCAGGCGUCGCGCGGAGGCAAGAACCCGGAACUACGGACCCUUUAUUUUCGACUACUGAAGCUACUUGCUUUGCCUGUACACCCACUCUUCGUAUAUGAUGGCCCUGAUAAGCCCCCUUUCAAGCGAGGCAAAGCAGUAUCGCGCAACCACGACAAUUCACCAAUCAUCAGACGUUCGAAGGAUCUUAUCGAGCGAUUUCAAUUUCCAUGGCAUCAAGCACCCGGGGAAGCCGAAGCUGAGUGCGCACGGCUACAGCAGGCUGGCAUCGUCGAUGCAGUCAUAAGCAAUGACGUUGAUACUCUGAUGUUCGGGUCGACAUUCACAAUGAUGAACUUCUCGAAUGAAAGCGGUAGUGGGACAUCCGGUGCGACACACGUCACUUGCUAUCACUUGGGUGAUCAGGGCUAUGUGUCAAAUAUCUCCUUGGACAGGGCGGGGAUGAUUCUCUUUGCUAUGCUAAGUGGAGGAGAUUACCUCCCGUCAGGUGUCGAGAAGUGUGGUCCUGGUAUUGCUGCAGAAAUUGCAAAGGCUAAGUUUGGCGAGGACCUUCUUGGGAUAAUCGUCUCACAUGCGCCGGACCUUGAUUCAAAACUCGGCGAAUGGCGAGAACGACUUCAAUACGAGUUGGAUUCGAAUGAAAGUGGCUAUUUUGUCAACAAACACCCAGCAGUCCGAAUCCCGGAAAACUUUCCUGAUCCAACGAUUCUCAAGUACUAUGCUGAGCCAAAGGUUUCUAACCAUGAUGAAAUGGCUGAUCUGAGGCAUCAGCUGAAAAAUAAAUGGGAUCGCGAAAUCAACCCAUUGGCGAUUAGGAGCUUCGCUGCCGAGUUCUUGGAUUGGAAGUAUCGCUCCGGUGCUCGAAAAGUGAUCAAGAAUCUAGCCGAGCCUUUGGUCUCAUACAGGCUGCGCCGCCAAAGACCAGUAUCGGCUAUUUCAGGUCCCUCGCUUGCACCCGAGUGCGAUACGCCAUGGCUCCAAAAGGUUUACAAAAGCCGUGUUAGCUUCGGUACAGAUGGCAUGACCGAGUUGCAGAUUGAUAUGCUCCCAAUUGAUGUCGUUGGCCUUGACCUCAUGAAGGAAGAACCAAAUCCUCCACAGCCAGCUUCGGAGACAGAGCCUUCCCUGGAAACAGCUCAGUUUGGAGGUGAAGAAGACGAGGCUGAGCUUGCCCCCGAGGAGCCUCAACCCACAACAUCUUCUAAGACUCGAGUGACCAAGCGCUAUGAUGUCUAUGGUAUUCAAAAGAUGUGGGUGUUGGAGUCCGUCGCCAAGCUCGGCCUUCCCGUUGUUGUCAAAAAAUGGGAGGAUGAACAAGCUGAGAAAGCUAAGAAAGCCGCUGCUCCAAAGAAGUCGAGCACCCGACGGACGGGCCCCAAGAAGAAGGCGGUCAUCGACCCGGGAAUGAAGCGUGGUAGCAUAUUGAAAUACGGAACUCUUACGAAGGAAAGAUCCGACCUUAACGCGUCUAGCAAGUCUUACUUGCUGGAAAGUGCGUCUACAAAACAACAGCCGGCCGUGCUUCGGGCUUUGUCGUCAUCUCAGGUUAUAGACCUCGAGGAUGAUUCUUUCACGCUGAAAUGA